AUGAAAUUACCGCACGUUCUUAUCGUUAUUCAAGUACUAUAUUUUAUAGUAACAACGAUAAAUUCACAUCUAAUUUCACGAGAUAAGUUAAUAAAUAAUGAGUUUAAUUGGACAAAUAAUUUUGAACCGGAACGAAUUCAUAGAACCCAAAGGUCAUUAGUUGUUAGAGGAAGACAAUUUCUAUGGAAUAAUGGUAUUAUUCCAUAUGAAAUCCAAGAUAUAUUUGAUGGAGCAGUACGUAGAUUAUUUGAGCAAGCAAUGAGACACUGGGAACAAUCGACUUGUAUUCAUUUUGUUAAAAGAAUUAAGGGAAUUCAUAAAAAUUAUAUAGUUUUUACAAAAUCAGAAUGCGGAUGCUGUUCGUUCGUUGGUAAAAACCAAUAUGGACCACAAUCAAUAAGCAUAAUGGAGCAAUGCAGCAAUUUUGGUACUAUUUUACAUGAAUUGGGGCAUGCUAUCGGGUUUUACCACGAGCAUACACGUUACGAUCGCGAUCAGUAUAUUCAUGUUUUCCUAGAUAAUGUUCGAAAAGAAAAUAAAGAUAAAUUCAAUAAAAUGCCAGAAGAAUUCACAAGUACCUUGGGGCAACCUUAUAAUUAUGAUUCCAUAAUGCAUUACUCAGCAUUUGCUUUUGCAAGCAAUAAGUUCCGUAGAACCAUUGAACCAACACGUAAAAUAAAUGGCAGGACACCGACUAUUGGUCAGAGAAUUGACCUCAGUGCCGGUGAUAUUGCUGCUGCUAAUGUGCUGUACAGUUGUUCUGCAUAUGGUGGAUCAUUUUUUGAGCCUUGCGAUAUGAUUAUCCCGCCAAUACAUCCAGAUAAGUCACCAAAAGAUUCCGAUAAAUGCAAAUGGACAAUCAGAGCUGCUGAAGGUGAACGAAUAAAGGUCACACUUACAUCAUGGGAUAUUAAAGAGACUCCCAAUUGUACAGCGGAGUAUGUGGAAAUAAAAAAUGGCUACCGGGCAAAUAGUCCUGUCUUAGCUCGCAUAUGUGGUGAAGAUAAAACAGUUAUUCGAACGGCACGUAAUUUUGUAUCAGUAACAUAUGCUAGGAAUCAUUAUGAAAAUUAUCACCUAGGAUUUAUAUUGAAAUACGAGACUAUUUGCGGCGGCGAUAUUAAUUUAAGAAGUAAUGAUACUUAUUACUUAGAGUCACCAAAUUAUCCAGAGUUAUACAAACCGUAUAAACAGUGCCAUUGGAAUAUAAAAGCUCCUUACAAGCAUUAUAUAGUAAUUAAAUUUAAUUACUUUGAACUUGAAGAAAGUACUGGUUGUAAAAAUGAUUUUGUAAAAGUACGAGAGGGUGGAAAUAAAAAUGCGCCAAUUAUUGGAACGUACUGCGGUGAAAAUGACAACUUGGAAGUAGCUUCUCUGAUGAGAAAAAUUUUUCUAACGUUUGUUUCCAAUGGAUGGAAAGAAGCGGGAGGUUUUUCUGCCGCUAUUUCUGCGAAACCAAUCAACAAUGAAAUUAGCCACUUGAAUAGUUCACAUACUACUGCAUUACAUUAG
Messenger RNA from Microplitis demolitor, 1512 nucleotides. RefSeq names its product tolloid-like protein 1. The transcript is spliced from 5 exons. Lineage: Eukaryota; Metazoa; Arthropoda; Insecta; Hymenoptera; Braconidae. Bases 1 to 1512 code for a protein of 503 amino acids. The record is from RefSeq and is a predicted model, not a curated record. Gene Ontology annotation, biological process: proteolysis. Gene Ontology annotation, molecular function: metalloendopeptidase activity; zinc ion binding.